Messenger RNA from Ostertagia ostertagi, 1464 nucleotides. The record is from the annotation of a GenBank genome assembly. Lineage: Eukaryota; Metazoa; Nematoda; Chromadorea; Rhabditida; Trichostrongylidae.
GUCAUCACCUACAAAUUGAUAACGCCAUCCGUCGUUUCCGAGCGUCUGAAGGUUCGAGCGUCUCUCGCCAAGGCAGGACUUCGGGAGCUUCAAGCAAAGGGGCUUGUCAAAUGCAUCGUACACCAUGGAGGCCAAAUUGUUUACACUCGAGCCACCAAGGAGGCCGAUAUGUUUGUGUUCCGAGUUCUCAAUGCAGUUCCAUACAGUAAUGAGCAAGGUGCAAAGGAUGUGAUCGCCAGUCUACAUUCUUUCUUGACUUGUAAUCUGUUAGUUGGUCUAGCAGUGUUGGUAUCAUGGAAGCAAUUCGGAGGGAAACCCAUUGAAUGUAUGGUACCGACGGAUUUUACGAGUGCAUGGGUUCAGUAUGCAGAGAAUUACUGUUGGUCGCAUGACACCUAUUUUCUUCCAUUUUCAACGCCAGCGGCUCGUACACACGACAAUUCUACCCGGAGUGAAGCAAGGAUUUCCUACUAUCAAUGGAUGCCGUUUUUCUUGCUUUUUGAAGCUGCUUGUUUCCGGUUGCCAUGUUUCAUAUGGAAAUAUUUUGCAAGUCAAAGCGGCAUGAGAGUGGGAGAAAUAUUGCGAUUGACAACAGAUGAGCACAAUACUGUACCGGAGAUAAGGAACGAGAAUAUUGAAGCGCUGCGCAUACACCUACAAGGAGCGCUGCGAUUUCAGAAGAGGCUCAAAAUGAAAAACCUCUCACCGCAUAAAAUUCUACGUUGUCUAAACAUCAAGUAUUCUACAUAUUAUGUCACACUGAUUUAUUUCAUAGCAAAGUUUGCAUUUUUUCUGAACGUCGGACUUCAAACGAAGCUGCUGAAUGAAUAUCUUCUACCGCACGCCAACUCCAGUCAGUUUGGCUUUGAUGUAUGGCAAACCUUAUGGAGUGGGAAUAGUUCGUGGAAAGAGAACGGCUUAUUUCCUCGUGUCACUCUCUGCGAUUUCGAGGUGCGAGAAAUGGGGAACAUACAAACGCACACAGUUCAAUGUGUGCUUUUAAUAAAUAUUUUCACUGAAAAGAUCUUCAUCCUCUUAUGGGCGUGGUAUGUCUUCCUCGCAACGCUAACCAUAGGUAAUCUAUUCAGCUGGAUGUUUGCUAUGUUCAGUGAGACAUCGAAAGAACACUUCAUCAUCAAUCAUCUUGAAAUGUGCGAAGCGCCAUUUGAUAAAGAAAAUGCUACCAACCGGGAACAUGUUGUCUGUUUUAUUGACAAAUAUCUUGGGCUCGAUGGAGUGUUUCUUCUACGACUUAUAGCUCAACAUGCUGAUGUCGUUUUCAUAACUGAACUCAUUGGUGCGUUGUGGCGGAGUCACUACGAAAUUGAGGAGCAGAGGAGAGCGCUGAAGAAAAUGAACCGUGUUCUUCCACUGUUGCGUUCCGAUGAAGAAGAGGGGCACGUCACUCCUGACCUGCCCAGCUCAGGAAGGCAAUCCGUCACCGGGAAAGAUAGGAAGGUAUGA